Solea solea (common sole) is the source of this 896-nucleotide messenger RNA. RefSeq names its product exosome component 1 (gene exosc1). The transcript has 8 exons. The record is from RefSeq and is a predicted model, not a curated record. Gene Ontology annotation, molecular function: RNA binding. Gene Ontology annotation, biological process: RNA processing. The coding region runs from base 128 to 712 and encodes 194 amino acids. Gene Ontology annotation, cellular component: cytoplasm; nuclear exosome (RNase complex). Lineage: Eukaryota; Metazoa; Chordata; Actinopteri; Pleuronectiformes; Soleidae.
UGCCUCAACAAACAUGGCGGCGCAUCGACAUGUCGUCUACCAGUUCCUCUCAGCGUAGCAGCCAAUCAGAGCCGACGCUCGCUCUACGCCUCAGCCAAUCACCUCUCGCUCUGCUCUUCUCGAAAACAUGUCGCCCAUGAAGCUGUGUGUUCCAGGUGACAAACUAUGCAGCACAGAAGACUGUAUUCCCGGCACAGGAGUAUAUCUACGGCACGGCUACAUAUACUCCUCACUAGCGGGCUAUGUGCUGAGAAAAAACGAAGGAGAGGAGUUACCUGUGAUCUCAGUAGUGAGGGAAACGGAAACACAGCUGCUGCCAGAUGUAGGAGCAAUAGUCACCUGUAAGGUGACCAGCAUCAACCCCAGAUACGCCAAGGUCCAUAUUCUCUAUGUAGGUUCCACGCCGCUGAAGGACCGCUUUAGGGGGACCAUCAGGAAAGAAGAUGUACGCGCAACAGAAAAAGACAAGGUGGAAACAUACAAAAGCUUCAGACCUGGUGACAUCGUCCUUGCAAAAGUGAUUUCCCUCGGUGACGUUCAGUCCAACUACUUGUUGACAACAGCAGAGAAUGAGCUGGGAGUCGUAGUGGCACACAGUGAAGCAGGUGUCCAGAUGGUUCCCAUCAGCUGGUGUGAGAUGCAGUGCCCAAGGACGCACAACAAAGAGUUCCGCAAAGUGGCGCGUGUGCAACCGGAAUAUCUACAGGCAUGAGUCCUGAAACUUCUUUUUCCCCCACAAGGAACACACAGCUUCCCCCCCCCCCCCUUCAGUCGCUAUUGUCAAGAUGUUCAGAUAUUGUUCAGAUGUUUAAGAGACUGGACAAUUAUGCGAUUUGUUGGUUACUCCUAGUUUCAUGUCUUUCGUAAGUGUUAUUAAAAAUAGUUUUCCCUAUGCA